AUGUCCUUCCUCGACAAGUUCAGAGAGGUGGCGCAGAAGGCCGGCACCCAGGCCACCGCAUUUGCUCAGACGUCCAGUAGGCAGAUCAACGAGCAAGCUCAGGUCGCCCGCGCUGGCUUCUCGCUCCCGAAGGAGUGCGAAAAGGCGGCAAAGGUCCUGCAGGGCUUCCUGGCCGACCCGGAGCAUCCCGACUCGGCGCUCAACUCGAUCCCCAAGGCGGUGCUGCAGCAGGCAAAGGGCCUCGCUGUCUUCACCGUCGUCAAGGCGGGCUUUGUCUGGUCGGCAAAGGCGGGCAGCGGUGUCGUCAUCGCCCGUCUUCCCGACGGUUCCUGGUCCGCCCCCAGCUGCAUCGGAACCGGCGGCGUGGGUUUCGGUCUUCAGAUUGGUGCAGACCUGUCCGAGUUUGUCGUGGUCAUGAACAGCGAGGAAGCCGUCAAGAGCUUCGCUCUGGCCGGCAACCUGACCAUCGGCGGAAGCCUCUCGGCUGCUGCCGGCCCCAUCGGCACGGGCGGCGCCAUCAACGCCGCCAUCAACAACCCCACGCCGCUCUUCUCCUACUCGCGCUCCAAGGGACUCUUUGCCGGCGUCUCGCUCGAAGGCACGGUGCUGGUGGAGCGCAAGGAGACCAACAAGGACUUCUACGGCCAGCCCAUCCCGGCCAUCGACCUCUUGACGGGCAAGGUGCCCGCGCCCGAGGCGGCCAGCGCCAUGUACGAGGUCGUCGAGGCGGCCGAAAUGGUCGACGAGACGGGCGUGCCGCAGCAGGCCUACGUCCCCACGGGCGUGCCCGGCCAGACUGACGCUGCGGGCGGUGCGGCGGGCGGCGUGGCCGGCUACGAUGUCGGAAGUGCCGACAGUGCCGCGGCGCUCGGUGCGAAUGCGGGCAAUCGGCCCAUCUUUGAUGCCGGUCAGCACUAG
Pseudozyma flocculosa PF-1 is the source of this 918-nucleotide messenger RNA. RefSeq lists its product as uncharacterized. The coding region runs from base 1 to 918 and encodes 305 amino acids. The record is from RefSeq and is a predicted model, not a curated record. Gene Ontology annotation, biological process: actin filament bundle assembly; actin cortical patch localization. NCBI's taxonomy places the organism in Eukaryota, Fungi, Basidiomycota, Ustilaginomycetes, Ustilaginales, Ustilaginaceae. Gene Ontology annotation, molecular function: actin filament binding; phosphatidylinositol binding. Gene Ontology annotation, cellular component: actin cortical patch. The transcript has 8 exons.